This is a messenger RNA of Anopheles nili, 2322 nucleotides long. Its product is annotated as ring canal kelch homolog. NCBI's taxonomy places the organism in Eukaryota, Metazoa, Arthropoda, Insecta, Diptera, Culicidae. The coding region runs from base 1 to 2322 and encodes 773 amino acids. The record is from RefSeq and is a predicted model, not a curated record. The transcript has a single exon.
AUGAACGGUGGGGGUGGUGCUGUUGGUGGUGGAAUCGGUGCGGUUGGUGGGAUUGGAGGCCCUGUUGCGGGUAUCCCUGCUGUUUCAAAUCCGGUACCGUACGUGGUACCAUCAAAUCAACCCCAGCCGGGUCCUUCCGGGCUUGGAUCCGCUCAGGCACAUCGUUACAUCAACGGAGCGUCCGGAGGAGGAGCAUCGUCGAGUGGGGUGAUUCCUCCACCCCCACCAAGCAUGCUGCACAGCAUGCAGCAACUGUACCAUCCGUUGGCGUACCGUAACGAGUUGUACGACCGAACCGCCGGUUACGAUGUUCCGCGAGGUCGUGCAGGACCGGGUUACUACCAGAACCAACCACCGUGCAGUGGCCGGUAUCCGAAUUUGCAUCUCGAUUUGAACCGCUCCCGCUACCCGACGGGUUCGCUGUCUCAACGAACACCCCGGCAGCGGUCGUUCGAUGACACGGAAUCGUAUCACUAUUACCGGUGCCAGAGCCAAGCGAACGGAGCCAAGUAUGACAACUUGUAUGAACGUGUACGUGAGGAACCGGCUUACCAGAACACGGGCUCGUUUGCACCAGCUGCCAACCGGGCCGGGUUAUUCGGUCGGUUCGACGUGAUCGGGCACGGUGUUGGUCGUAUCGAGCGUCAUCUAAGUUCGUCCUGUGGUAACAUCGAUCAUUACAGCUUGGGUGGGCAUUAUGCCGUGCUGGGACACAGCCACCUCGGAACCGUUGGACACAUCCGGCUAAACCAGCCAGCGACAGGUAAUGGAGCGAAUGGGGCCACUGGAGCUAACACACCGCACUGUAGUAAUGCUUCCUCGACUCAAGCAACCAACUCCGGCAAGGACUCGUCGUCGGUAAAUGUGAAAAGUUUCUUCAGCUGCCUCGGUGGAGAGAACUCGCAAUCGAUGAACAAUUUGAACAAACCAUCGAGUGGAGUACCUAGCGCUGCAUUCCUUCCGGAUGGUGGUUCAAUUGCUGGAGGUUCAGGUGCUGGUGGAACGGUUAGUGGAUCUGCAGGUGGUCUCGGAGGAAACGGUCAAGGCCAAGGUGGAAGCAUUAUGGGUGGUUUGGCGAGUGCCGCUGCGAUCGGAAAUGCCGGAUCCGCUUGCAAUGGUACGUUGACGGGGAAAUCAACCGGAGCGAUUCCAAAGAUUAGUCGCAAAGCGAAACAAUCGCAACUUGCAGACGCACAGAUGGGAGCAUCAUCAACUCCACCAUCGGUAGCUGCUGCCGGAGGAUUGCCGGAUAUGUGUGCGGUUGAUCCGACCUAUUCCAGUGCUGGUCGCGUGUCGAAGCCUUCUCUGCAGUGGUUGCUGGUGAACAAGUGGCUCCCGAUGUGGGUUGGCCAAGCACCACCGGAUUACAAGUUUAUCGAUUUUAACUUCAUGUUCUCGCGGAACUGUGACGGAUGUUCCUCGGCCGGUGGUUCGCAUAGUCAGCAGCAACAGCAACAGCAGCAGCAUCAAGAAUUGGUGCGUUACGGGACGAUCGGGCAGGCUGAUUACAUCCCGCCAGCUCGCGAAUAUCCUACCAUGACCGGAAGCUACCCGCGUGUGUUACGUAACACCCCCCAACUGGCUCGGUUGCGUGAGCACGAGUACGAAAAUGUCCCGCUCAAUGAUUCCCAAGCAACAUCCGGCGUCCAACGUACGGUAGGUUCACGUGCCACUGGUUCUGCCGUGCCGUUACGAGCCCGCUCGGAAAGUCCUCGUCGGGCUGGUGCUGAUCCUCUACGUACAUGGGCGUUUAACUUCGAGAACAACAGCUUCCGUCCAGCUCGAAGCGCACCGGCGGCGGUAGAAAACGGUGCAGGUAGACCGCGUGAAGUGCGCCGCAUCACCGACGGUACGUUCGGUGUCCGGGAGUUGCAACAGAACGAUGAUGAAAAACCGGGCCCUAGCGGACUUGCUGGCAGGAUGACGAUGACCGCCAGGACAACCGCAAUUUCUUCUCCUCUGACUGACCGAGACGAGGGACGUCCAUCGUCCGCCAGUUCGUCCUCGGAUUCAGACAACUUUGCGAUGGAAUCUCUGGCGGCCGAGUCGGGCGGUGCUCGUGGUGACGAGGAAGACGACGAAGAGGAAGAAGACGUCAGCAGCCGGACGUUGGGUGAGGGUGCGCCAGCGGUCAGCUCGAAGGAUAAGGAACACGUACCAUCGUCGUCGAAUGAUUCGUCGGAUUCAUUAAACUACGAUGGUCCAGAACCGAUGGAUGGAGCGAUGGCCGAUCGGUCGCUUUCGGAGGACGAGGUGGAGAUGGCAGCUGCUCACGGUGGCGAAGGAUUAAGUGACGGUCUCGUGGAUAAACCAACCGAAUAA